Ilex paraguariensis (yerba mate) is the source of this 729-nucleotide messenger RNA. NCBI's taxonomy places the organism in Eukaryota, Viridiplantae, Streptophyta, Magnoliopsida, Aquifoliales, Aquifoliaceae. The record is from the annotation of a GenBank genome assembly.
AUGUAUUUUCAACCGUAUCGGAAAAAUGACCUGGAAUUGGGAAGUAGACCGCUUUACCCGACGAUGUUGGAGAGUUCAGAACUCCGGUGGGCUUUCAUUCGGAAGAUUUAUUCUAUAGUGGCCAUUCAAUUGCUUCUCACCAUUGCUGUGGGUGCCGUGGUCGUCUAUGUCCGUCCCGUCGCCGAGUUCUUCGUCACUACCGGUGCCGGCUUAGCCCUCUACAUCAUUCUCGUCAUCGCUCCAUUUAUGGUGUUGUUACCGUUGUACUACUAUCACCAGUAUUAUCCGGUGAAUUACCUUCUUCUUGGGAUUUUCACGGCGUCUCUUGCUUUCGCGGUUGGAUUGACUUGUGCUUUUACCAGUGGCAAGGUUAUCUUGGAAUCUGUUAUUCUUACAACUGUGGUAGUUAUCAGUCUUACAUUGUACACAUUCUGGGCUGCAAGAAGAGGCUACGAUUUCAACUUCCUAGGGCCCUUUUUGUUUGCUGCUAUUCUUACCCUCAUGCUCUUUGCCUUGUUUCAGAUUCUAUUACCUAUGGGUAGGAUCUCGGUGACAAUCUAUGGGUGUUUGGCUUCGCUUGUAUUCUGCGCGUUCAUCAUAUAUGACACCGAUAAUCUUAUCAAGCGAUACUCAUACGACGAUUACAUUUGGGCUGCUGUGGCCCUGUAUCUGGACAUCAUCAACCUCUUCCUUUCCUUGUUUACUAUUUUCAGAGUUGCUGAUACCUGA